This is a messenger RNA of Rhododendron vialii, 903 nucleotides long. RefSeq names its product temperature-induced lipocalin-1-like. The record is from RefSeq and is a predicted model, not a curated record. The transcript is spliced from 2 exons. Bases 83 to 643 code for a protein of 186 amino acids. Lineage: Eukaryota; Viridiplantae; Streptophyta; Magnoliopsida; Ericales; Ericaceae.
CUCUCCCUCUCCCUAUAUAUAUAUAUACACAUCCAUACAUGUCUCGAAAUCCCAAAUAAUCUUCCUCCGCUCUUUUCCAAAAAUGGCCAAGAAAGAGAUGGAAGUGGUGAAGGGUGUAGACCUAGAGAGGUACAUGGGUCGGUGGUACGAAAUAGCCUCUUUCCCAUCAAGUUUUCAACCCAAGAAUGGGAUCAACACAAGGGCUACGUACACCUUGAAGGAAGAUGGGUCUACUGUGAAUGUGUUGAAUGAGACUUGGAGUGAUGGGAAGAGAGUGUCUAUUGAAGGGACUGCUUAUAAGGCUGACCCUAAGAGUGAGGAGGCCAAGCUUAAGGUCAAAUUCUAUGUUCCACCUUUCCUUCCCAUCAUACCUGUUGUUGGAGAUUACUGGAUUCUGUAUCUUGAUUCUGAUUAUCGGUAUGCUUUGAUUGGCCAGCCCUCCCGGAAAUAUCUUUGGAUACUAUGCAGACAGAACCAUCUUGAUGAAGAGAUCUACAAUCAGCUUGUGGAGAAGGCCAAAGAAGAGGGUUAUGAUGUGAGCAAGCUUCACAAGACAACACACACCGAACUCCCACCAGAGGGAGAUGAAGGCCCCAAGGACUCAAAGGGCAUUUGGUGGAUUAAAUCCCUACUAGGGAAAUAGGCAGUGGCACAACCCAACCCAACCCAACCCUUGGCGUUUGAAGUCUUUAUAAUGAAGUAUGGAAAUAAAGGGCCUAAAACCCUAGUUGCAAAAUCUUGGUUGAGAGUAGUAUCAUGAGUAUCUAAGUUUUGAACAGUUUGUGUGUGAAUGUGCAUGGUUUUAGUUUCCUUUGUUGUGAAGUUUCUGGGAUGUUUCCUUGUGUUGGGUAAAAUGGAUGUUUCAGAUAUUUGGGUACCAAGAAUGUCUUCCAUUGGACGUUA